Messenger RNA from Somion occarium, 752 nucleotides. NCBI's taxonomy places the organism in Eukaryota, Fungi, Basidiomycota, Agaricomycetes, Polyporales, Cerrenaceae. The record is from the annotation of a GenBank genome assembly.
GUUUGCCGAUCAUGUGCAUGCAGAGUGGCUUCGAUGCAUGAGCGCUUCCUCAGUACCUUUACGAUGUCGACGACCACACUAGAACCAUCCAAAUGGAAACAUCUUCCUCCACCUCCAGGAUUUGCGCAGACACCAGUUGCAACUAAGACCUCAGGCAAGGUGUCGUCAUCGUCAUCAGCAGCCUCAUAUGCCGCUCUGAAAGAAAAGCGAGCAUGGGACUUUGCUAUCUCACCUGCGAAGUCUCUCCCUAUGCAGGCGUUCAUGCUGUACAUGUCAGGAGGAGGGGUUCAGAUCUUUAGCAUGGGUAUUGUAUUCAUGCUGCUCUCGAGCCCGUUCAAGAACCUUGCUGCCAUUAACUCUGCGUUCGCACCUUUUGCACCGACGCCAUCGAGCCAUGACAAGACCGCUUCACAGGUUGACCCUAAGGCUUUUACAACACUGCCGCUACAAAAGAUUGUAUAUAUCAUAUGCAAUCUGCUUACGCUUGCGCUCGGUCUUUGGAAGUGUCGGUCAAUGGGGUUGUUACCUACAGGAACGGGUGACUGGCUGGCAUUUGAGACUCGGGGUUCGCCCCCAGAGAUUGUUCUGUUGUAGAAGAAAGACAGUUUAUCCUGUACCUUCUUCUCGCGCAAUACUUACGACGAUGUUCACCGAACAUUCACAUCGGAGGAUACCCAUGUCAGCUGUGUUGUACAUUUUGUCAUUCUAUUGUACAAAAUGUUCUUAAAGUGGUAUAUGUCCUUCAACAGUCC